Messenger RNA from Heterobilharzia americana, 573 nucleotides. The record is from the annotation of a GenBank genome assembly. Lineage: Eukaryota; Metazoa; Platyhelminthes; Trematoda; Strigeidida; Schistosomatidae.
GCUGGUCAACCUUGAAACGUUUAUAAUAUAUAGAUAGGUUUCUGUCAAUGUGAUUAUGCUGGAAAAUCCACGUUUGACAGUCAAGAGGUAUGGUAGGUUAGAAGAAAAUGCUAGAGAUCUGAGAGAAAAAAAGUAUAGUUUCAUUUUAAAGCACUUCACUUUCAAAGAAUGCAUUAAGUUUGUGCCAGACCCACAAUAUUCAACCGAAAGUUUACCAAGUAAUCGGUGCUUUUGUGGGGAAUAUGAAGAGAACCAUUAUAUGUUUGAGUCGAGUUCGAAAGCAGUUUCAAAAGAAUGGUCAGAGUCUACUUGUCUGAAAGUAAUGGGUCCAACAAACGCUUUUGGACAAAUUGAAUUUAUCACUGAAUCUACUUCAAACCAAAAGCCUACUGAGUUCGUUUGUGCUCAGUCCACCAUGAAACAAAAAACUGAAUGCGUUGACGAUGUAUACAAUUAUUGUGAAACAUGGUCGAUUUCGCCAACAGCAAUCAAAAUAUCCACGUAAGCUAAUUAAGCUUGGCAAAAGCCCUACCAUCACUAGCAUACACCUUAUUCAAGCCAUAAAGCGACUUG